This is a messenger RNA of Rosa rugosa (rugosa rose), 993 nucleotides long. RefSeq lists its product as uncharacterized. The record is from RefSeq and is a predicted model, not a curated record. Bases 1 to 993 code for a protein of 330 amino acids. Gene Ontology annotation, molecular function: nucleic acid binding; RNA-DNA hybrid ribonuclease activity. NCBI's taxonomy places the organism in Eukaryota, Viridiplantae, Streptophyta, Magnoliopsida, Rosales, Rosaceae. The transcript has 2 exons.
AUGUGCAUUCCUCUAAGUGCAAGAACAAGUGCAGAUAGAAUUUUCUGGAAGCCAGAAAAGAAGGGUUUUUACUCUGUCAAGACCGCUUAUUGGAUAGCACGAGAGCAAGUUCUAAGCACAACUUCGGCCUCCACAUCACAAGGAGAUCCUUUCAGACCUUUAUGGCAGCGAAUCUGGAAAUCAAAAGUUCCAGGUAAAGUCCAGAUCAAUGCCUGGCGUGCUUGUAACAAUUUGUUACCCACAAAGGCGUCUCUUCUUCGCAAAGGGUUCACUGGUAACACUAGCUGCCUUCUAUACCUUGCCAAGUUUGAGGAUAGAACUCACAUCUUUUGUAAGUGUCCUACAGCUAACAAUAUUCUCUCUGCACCACCUUUUAAUUUCCAGCAGCAUAUUGCACCAAAUAUGGACUUCAAGAGUUGGAUGCUCGACAAGGCAACAACGCUGCAGCAAGAUGUGUUUGACAAGCUGCUCAUGAGUCUUUGGGCGAUAUGGAAAAAUCAGAACAGCAUGUUAUGGCAAGGUAUUUCUCAAUCACAUAAUGAGAUAAUGUUUGCUGCAUUUUCAUGGCUUGAAGAGUUCAGAAAAGCAAGACAAUCCAACCAACCGGCCAAAAUAUCAAACCGGAAAACAAGUGGCAACCGGAUAAUGAAGAGUGCAAAACAAGUAGAGUUGCUGGCAAUCAACGAAGGACUAAAACUGUUGUGCACCUUUCCAAGGCAACCAGUUGUUAUGGAAACAGACUGUUUGGAGGCUAUUCUGGACCUCAAAAAUCCCAAAUUUGAUUUACUGGCAUAUGCAGCAAUAAUGGCUGAUAUUCAUGCUAUGUUGAAGGCCAAACCGGAACUAAAAGUGUGUUUUGCUCCUAGAACUUGUAAUGGCGUGGCUCACAGGUUGGCUAGUCUAGCUUUUGAUGAGAAUGAUAGACAUGUAUGGAGGGAUACUCCUCCUGAAUGUAUCCUAGAUGUACUAGCCCGGGAUUAUAACUCAGGCUAA